Molecule: messenger RNA, 2824 nt
Organism: Myxocyprinus asiaticus (Chinese sucker)
Lineage: Eukaryota; Metazoa; Chordata; Actinopteri; Cypriniformes; Catostomidae
Product: specifically androgen-regulated gene protein-like
Exons: 4
Coding region: 127-2073 (648 amino acids)
Source: RefSeq, a predicted model, not a curated record
GAGCGAGUCACGCAGCAGGUGAUUACCGGAAUCUUGUGCUGCGUUAAGACAGAUUGGCGCUCUUUUGAAUAAUCAGAAGAGGCUCUUUUAAAGACCCAUGCCAGUACCUGGCUCUUUCAAUGUGCAAUGCCAAAAAGUGACAACUGGCCAGGGGGCAUUGCCAUGGAAUCUGUGACUGGUAUGGACAGUGCGGGUAGCAGUGAUAGUGUGGCCAGCAUCAACUCUGGCUGUAGUGAUGAUAGUUUUGGACACCUUUCCGCUGAGGAGAAAGCAAUCCUCAUGUUUCUGGAGGAGACCAUUGAGGCUCUAGAGGUAGAAGAUGACAGCGGUUUGUCUAGCGAUGAGCCCGAACGCCCAUCUCAUAACCUGGCAGGAAAAGAUAUUCAUCACCCCUCCAUCAACCACAACAAACAUGAGGAGCUAUUAGCCCAUGAGGACCCAAAGCAAGUCAUGGGAAGAGAUCACAGACCAUCUCAGAGUUACCUUGUGCCAACUCCGUUGCUCCUUGCCAGUGGUAAUGCCAAAUUAAUCGGUAGACCUGUUGAAUCAUCUCCCAAAGAACAACCAGUGGCUUUUCUUGAUGAACUUGAUGGGUUCAGAUCAAAGUCUGACCAUCAACAAACUGGAAUGGCAGUUUCAGAAGGAACUGCUUCUUCAAACUUAGUAACUGCUAAACCAAGCAUUGUACUAUUGAGUGAUGUGGUUGACUUGCCACCUUCUUUCAUACCUGAACCACCAGUUAAAGCAAAUUUGCUCAGAGACUCAAACUUGAUAGACCAUUCUCCUAAGAGUUUGGAUGUCAAGUCUCAGCAGAAGCCCCAGAAAGCUUCCUCAGAAAUUCUGGUGGGUUUGAUUCCUCCACCCUCAGACUUCAUGGAUGAACCUGCAGAGAGGAGUGCCGUACCACCACUGACAAUGCCAGUUUUUGAUGGGCCACCAGAAUGGACUCCCGAACUCCCGAACACAGAGCCACAACCUGAUGGUGGAUGUGACAAGCCUGCUGAGAUGAGUAAAUCCCAAAGUGUUGACUCAAAAACCUCAAGAGGACCAUUGAUCCACAAUGAGCUUGAGAAUUUGCACAAGAAGGCCUCCAUGAACAAAGUGCCUGAUUUGACACCGUUGAUGUUUGCACAACAUGCUUCCGCCGACAAACCGAUGACAACUUCACCAUCUUCAGAGCAUGUACCUGGAGUUCCAAAAGAGUACAGUGACACCAAAAGCCCACCAGUUGUGGCUCCUAAACCCAAGAAACUGCCUUCUAAUAUCAUCCUCAAAAGCCACAAAGACACAGGUGCCACACACUCUUUACUACCGCAGAGUGACCGUCCUCAGCUGGAUCAACAGAAGAUACGAAUGGAAGCCUUGAAAAAAUUAGGCCUGCUAAAGAGUGCGGAAGUCGAUUCAGGGCCCAAUGUCUCUUCUAAUCAAUCCCCAACAUUUAAAGCAAAAGAUACCCCACUUUCCUCCAAUAAACCAAGUACUUACACAACGGCACCUUCAGUACAACCAGUGCAGGACUCUAAACUAGCUGAAAGUUCUGUACCAGGAGUGGUGCACCCAAAAAUAGACAUGCCAAAACUCAUAGACAGGGAAAGUAGGCAAGGUUCUUUGAAGAAGCAACCAGCAAGACCCUAUGAGGUCAAAUCAGCUUCUUUGGGGCGGUCAGGUAUAGGUCUUAGCAGCAUUGCCUUUGAACCAACCCCUCAAGCAACAAAUAGAGACAGGACCAAUGUUGAGCGCCAAUCAGGUGUAGGUCUUGGCAGCAUCGUUGUUGAACCCACCACACAUGCAACUAAACCAGACAAAACCAAUGUUGAGCUAUCUCCAGGUCAGUUACGAAAAAACCGAGGUCAACUUCCUUCUGCAGGAAGCGCGAAGGACUUCAGUAUUGGCCAUGCAGCUGAUGAUUCAAACAAAUCACUUCAUGCUGCUUCAGUUCAGCCUUCACAGCCAGGUAAUGAUGCCCAAAAGUUACCUCGCUCCAAUGGCAUAAGCGUUCUGAUCACCCCAUGUGGUAAAAAUGGUGAGAACCGACGAGAAGCUUUGAAGAAACUUGGAUUACUGAGGGACUAACAGUUCGCCAACUACCCUUCUCUGGGAACUGAACUUCACAAUGUAUUCUGUGUACAACAAUCUUUAGCAUUGAAAUGCAGAAUGCUGAAAUGGGUCUUGCAUAAUGUGGACAUUGAGACAACAUCAGAAGUACCUGCUGAAGCUGAGUUCUUUUCUUCUAGAUCUUCAGCAAUAGUGGCACUUUUGGCUUCAGCUUGAUGGUCUAUUUGCAUUCUCAGCUACCUGCUUAAAUAAUCAUCACCAGGGUUGGGAGGGUUACUUUUGAAACAUAUUCCACUACAGAUAUUUGCCCUUGUAAGUUGUUUUGGUAAAAAAGGUUAGGAAAUGAAUGUAAAUAUGCUCAAUUUUGGCAUAGCAUCAAUAUAGACCCUAUUUGCUUGCCCCUGGUCUUAUUGUGCUCUCAUGUCAAUUCAACCAUGUAUGUUAUUUCAAAGAGAAACAGUGUUUUUAUUUAGUAAUAUUUAAUCAAAAUGUAAUAACUUGACAGCACAUCAGUUGUGUAGGCUGUUGGUUAAUGUUAACCAAUCGCGAAAUAGCUAUUUAGGCAUUGUUUUAGACCUUUCUUAAUUUUGCAAUAGUUAAUGCAGUAAUUUAAUACCAAUUAACGUUAAUGUAAUUUAAUGCCAUUUAACGUUAAUACUCAAAUCUCAUCUCUAGUGUUUUUUUGUUGUUGUUGUUGUUAAAUGGUACUGUACAUGCCAUAUUAAAGUUUUUAUUAAAGCUUUUAUUCUAUACUGUCGAUAACUAUUAA